This is a messenger RNA of Coregonus sp. 'balchen', 14558 nucleotides long. NCBI's taxonomy places the organism in Eukaryota, Metazoa, Chordata, Actinopteri, Salmoniformes, Salmonidae. The record is from the annotation of a GenBank genome assembly.
AUGGCGUCAUCCGUGGAUUAUGUGUUGUUGCUGGUGGCUGUCGUGCUGGUAUCGUACCACGUGGUGGUGGAAGGGGGGUGCGCUGGGAAGUGCUGCCGGGGUUCAGACAUCACCUGCGUAACGGCAGACUGGAGGAUGGACCGUGUUUACGGAACCUGCUACUGCGACGAGGGCUGCCUGAGGACCAAGGACUGUUGCUAUGACUACCCCACCGCGUGCCCAGGUAAGGGAGGAUGGGCGGAGUCACUACAGUAACGGUUGUCACGGUUGUCAUGAAUUGCCCCAAAUGCUACCCUAUUCCUUAAAUAGUGCACUACUUUAGACCAGGGCCCAUGGUUAAAAGUAGUGCACUAUAUAGGGAAUAGGGUGCCAGUUGGGACGCCAGACAUAGUGCACUAUGUAGGGAAUAGGAUAACAUUUGAAUUAGUGAACUAUACAGUAUAUGGAAAAUAUCGCCAUUUUGGAUGCAUUCUACAGUAUAUACAGCGCAUUCAGAAUCUAUUCAGACCCUUUUACGUUUUCCACAUUUUGUUACGUUACAGCCUUAUUCUAAAAUGGAUAAAAUAAAAUAACUUCCUCAGCAAUCUACAGACAAUACCCCAUAAUGACAAAGCAAAAACAAGGUUUGUAGAAAUUUUUGCAAAAUGUAUUACAAAUAAAAAACAGAAAUACCUUAUUUACAUAAGUAUUCAAACCCUUUGCUAUGAGACUCGAAAUUGAGCUCAGGUGCAUCCUGUUUCCUUUGAUCAUCCUUGAGAUGUUUCUACAACUUGAUUGGAGUCCACCUGUGGUAAAUUCAAUUGAUUGGACAUGAUUUGGAAAGGCACACACCUGUCUAUAUAAGGUCCCGCAGUUGACAGUGCAUGUCAGAGCAAAAACCAAGCCAUUGUCCGUAGAGCUCAGAGACAGGAUUGUGUCGAGGCACAGAUCUGGGGAAGGGUACCUAAACAUUUCUGCAGCAUUGAAGGUCCCCAAGAAAACAGUGGCCUCCAUCAUUCUUAAAUGGAAGAAGUUUGGAACCACCAAGACUCUUUCUAGAGCUGGCCGCCCGGCCAAACUGAGCCAUCGGGGGAGAAGGGCCUUGGUCAAGGAGGUGACCAAGAACCCGAUGGUCACUCUGACAGAGCUCCAGAGUUCCUCUGUGGAGAUGGGAGAACAUUCUAGAAGGACAACCAUCUCUGCAGCACUCCACAAAUCAGGCCUUUAUGGUAGAGUGGCCAGACGGAAGCCACUCCUCAGUAAAAGGCACAUGACAGCCCGCUUGGAGUUUGCCAAAAGGCACCUAAAGACUCUCAGACCAUGAGAAACAAGAUUCUUUGGUCUGAUGAAACCAAGAUUGACCUCUUUGGCCUGAAUGCCAAGCGUCACGUCUGGAGGAAACCUUGCACCAUCCCUACGGUGAAGCAUGGUGGAGGCAACAUCAUGCUGUGGGGAUGUUUUUUAGCGGCAGGGACUGGGAGACUAGUCAGGAUCGAGGGAAAGAUGAACGAAGCAAAGUACAGAGAGAUCCUUGAUGAAAACCUGAUCCAGAUCCCUCAGGACCUCAGACUGGAGCGAAGGUUUGCCUUCCAACAGGACAACGACCCUAAGCACACAGCCAAGACAACGCAGGAGUGGCUUCGGGACAAGUCUCUGAAUGUCUUUGAAUGGCCCAGCCAGAGCCCGGACUUGAACCCGAUCUAACACCUCUGGAGAGACCUGAAAAUAGCUGUGCAGCGACACUCCCCAUCCAACUUGACAGAGCUUGAGAGGAUCUGUAGAGAAGAAUGGGAGAAACUCCCCAAAUACAGGUGUGCCAAGCUUGUAGCGUCAUACCCAAGAAGACACAAGGCUGUAAUUGCUGCCAAAGGUGCUUCAACAAAGUACUGAGUAAAGGGUCUGAAUACUUAUGUAAAUGUGAUUUCUGUUUUUUAUUUUUAAGAAAUUAGCAACAAUUUCUAAAAAACAGUUUUUGCUUUGUCAUUAUGGGGUAUUGUGUGUAGAUUGAUGAAGGAAAAAAACUAUUUAAUCAAUUUUAGAAUAAGGCUGUAACGUAACAAAAUGUGGAAAAAGUGAAGUGUUUUGAAAACCACCCCUAAACUACCCUAACCCUACCCCCAGAUUACCCCCAUACCAACACUACCAUCAUCGCUGGGAAAGGCAGUUGGGAAAGAGAGGGAGAGAGAGAGAGAAAAAUAGUAGAUUGGGAAUCCAUAAUUGUUUUAAUUAACUGCCAAUAUGCCAACAUUCCAUUCAAACUUUGAAAUCAGUUGAUGAUGGGACUUAGACAAGUUGUAAAAGCAGUACUGAUAUUGUAUCAUAUUAUAGUGUAGCCAUGGUUUUGGAAUAAGAAAUAUUACUGAGCAAAAAUAUAAACACAACGUGUUGUGUCCUGAGCUGAAAUAAAAGAUCCCAGAAAUGUUAUAUUAUGCACAAAAAGCUUAUUUCUCUCAAAUGUUGUGCACAAAUUUGUUUAAAUCCCUGUUAGUGAGCAUUUAUCUUUUUCCAAGAUAAUCCAUCCACCUGACAGGUGUAGCAUAUCAAGAAGCUGAUUAAACAGCAUGAUCAUUACACAGGACAAUAAAAGGCCACUCUAAAAUGUUUUGUCACACAACACAAUGCCACAGAUGUCUCAAGUUUUGAGGGAGCGUGCAAUUGGCAUGCUGACUGCAGUAAUGUCCACCAGAGCUGUUGCCAGAUCAUUUUAUGUUAAUUUCUCUACCAUAAGCCGCCUCCAACGUUGUUUUAGAGGAUUUGGCAGUAUGUCCAACCGGCCUCACAACUGCAGACCACGUGUAACCACGCCAGCCCAGGACCUCCACAUCCGGCGAUCUUCACCUGCGGGAUGGUCUGAGACGAGCCACCCGGACAGCUGAUGAAACUGUGGGUUUUACACAACUGAAGAAUUUAUGCACAAACUGUCAGAAACCAUCUCAGGGAAGCUCAUCUGCGUGAUCGUCGUCCUCACCAGGGUCUUGACCUGACUGCAGUUUGGCUUCGUAACUGACUUCAGUGGGCAAAUGCUCACCUUCAAUGGCCACUGGCACGCUGGAGAAGUGUGCUCUUCACAGAUGAAUCCCGGUUUCAACUGUACCGGGCAGAUGGCAGACGUAUGGCGUCGUGUGGGCGAGUGAUUUGCUGAUGUCAACGUUGUGAACAGAGUGCCCCAUGGUGGCGGUGGGGUUAUGGUAUGGGCAGGCAUAAGCUACGGACAAUGAACACAAUUGCAUUUUGUCGAUGGCAAUUUGAAUGCACAGAGACACCGUGACGAGAUCCUGAGGCCCAUUGUCGUGCCAUUCAUCCGCCGCCAUCACCUCAUGUUUCAGCAUGAUAAUGCACAGCCCCAUGUCACAAGGAUCUGUACACAAUUCCUGGAAACUGAAAAUGGCCUGCAUAGUCACCAGACAUGUCCCCCAUUGAGCAUGUUUGGGAUGCUCUGGAUCAAAGUCUACGACAGCGUGUUCCAGUUCUCGCCAAAAUAUCCAGCAACUUCGGACAGCCAUUGAAGAGGAGUGGGACAUCAUUCCACAGGCCACAAUCAACAGCCUGAUCAACUCUAUGGGAAGGAGACGUGUUGUGCUGCAUGAGGCAAAUGGUCACACCAGAUACUGACUGGUUUUCUGAUCCACGCCCCUACCUUUUUUUUUAAAGGUAUUUAUUCCCAGUCAUGUGAAAUCCAUAGAUUAGGGCCUAAUUAAUUUUUUUCAAUUAACUGAUUUCCUUAUAUAAACUGUAACUCAGUAAAAUCUUCUAAAUUGUUACAUGUUGCGUUUAUAUUUUCGUUCAGUUUAUAUAUUUUAUAAUGACAAAUAUGUAAUGUGUAUCUGAGAUUUUUAUUGUGGCAUUGUCAUUGAGAUUUUAUGUUGGGACUGUUAUUCUGAAAAUACCCUUCCCAGACUCCCCUGCACGUGAGGAGGAUUCAUGGGAGACGUGUGAGUGACAGAGAAGGGAAGUGAUGGAGGUGUAGCCUAACGUGUUGUGUCACUAAAGUUUGUGCUGCUGCUACUUGGAAGGAUUCAACUAUAGAAAAUAACUUGAUUGUAACCCGUCCCUUUAUCGUCGAUCCCACGGGCCCUUCAGAGAAGGUGAUGGAUAAUUAGUCAGAUAAUUAGGGGUUACAAUAGCACUUACAGCUUUCCAAGAAAACAAGAAAUUGAGACAUUUAUGGUCUUCUUACAUAUAUUUUAGAGGCUAUUAAUACAGCAAAUUGAUAUAAAACCCAUAUAAACUAUAUUUAUAAUUAUAUGACAAUAUUUUAGGUUGACAAUAAUUAUAUUACAUAAUUUCUGAUACAUCAUGUCUUCCUUUUUAUUGUCCUGCGUAGUAAAAUCAGGAUUCUGCCUCUACUGCCAUCCAUUCCAAUUAGACUGGUUUGGAUUUCUCCCUGACCAAGAUGGCUGCCAUUUUCAGCCCAUUCUGGAACUUUGAGGGUUUAUGACAUCAUAUCCCCCCUCUAGUAAUUUAAUAUGAUUUCUAUGGUUAGUACACUGACUGAUCUGAUAUCAACUAUGUUGACUGGUUUCAAUCGUAACUGAUUUGCUUAUUAUGAAUUUGCAAACAGGAUGGAAUUAUGGACAAAUAUGUCAGGAAUGCACUUCGAUUAGUCAUUUAUCUCCGUCCCGAAUAGCACCUUUUUUUUUCCCGAUGUAGUGCACUACAUAUAGAAUUGAAUAGGAUCUCUGUGGCCAUUACUGUAGGAGUCAGCCAAGCCGAGCGAACCUAAUACCUGACACAUCAAAGACCCAGUACUCAGAGAGCGUUAAAAAGAGAAUGACAGGAUUAAAUGGGUCAGUGACUGGAUCCAGUUCAUUCAACUUUACAGUUACAUUCAGAUCACCUCAACGCUGUACAGAAACACUAAUCCUUCAAAUCCAAGCCUGCGUCCCAAAUGGCACCCCUAUUCCCGUUGGGAUCUGGUCAAAAGUAGUACACUUUAGAGGGAAUAGGGUGCCAACUCAAUCUCAUUGAUUGACUGUCACUUCUAGAAUAUUGAGCAGUCGGCUGAGUGAACUGUACACACCCUUGGCUCACAUGGUUUAAAAAGUUACAGAACUUCGGUCGUCAAACCAACAACACCUAAGUUGCCACCUCAAGGGGUUUUCGCUCCUAGUGCCUGGGACUUUUGUUCCAAACCCCUCCACUGACACAUCUGAUUCAGCUAAUCAAAGCCUUGAUGAGUUGGUAGGUGUGUUUUAUGCUGGGCUGGAACAAAAACAUGUACAUCCACCAAACCUGGAGUGAAGAACAUGGCAAGUGUAUGAAUGUCAGGUAACGAUUCCCUGAAUGGUCUAUCAAAAGAUGUAGAUGUGUCCAAGGACAGUGUUAUGCAGCAAUGCUAUGAAUGUACUAUUAAUGAAGCGUUGUUGAUGUAGCCGUUGUGUCACACUUCUGUGUUUUAUAGGUGUUUAUGAAGACACUCAAUGCAAAUUAUGACCUUGUUGUCUCUCCUCCAGGCCAGUCGUGUGUGGUGUCUGAGUGGAGUUACUGGAGCAGUUGUGGCCAGCCCUGCCAGCGGUCCGCGAGGGUCCGGUGAGUCCCGUGUGCUAUUUAUUAGUCAGGUUGGCUGCGUUUACACAGGAAGCUCAAAUACUGAUAUUUUGCCCAAUUAUUGGGGAAAAGAUCUGAUUGGUCAAAAAAGAUCAAUUAGUGGCAAAAUAUCAGAAUUGGGCUUCCUGUGCAAACCGCCGUUUUGUCCUAUUCCGAGGACCACAAUGGAAAUAAUAAGCGUAUUAAAACACUCAUGUGGUAUCUUCUGGGAUCGAUUUAUUUGUACUUUUAAAAUGCUUUAAAGUCUGCAAAUUUUAUGACAUUUUUUUUUACCCCCCCAAAAAUCUAUGAAUCAUCAAUCGACUGUAGGCAGCGCCACAUUGAGCAGGAGCCCAGGAACAGUGGAGAGCCAUGUCCCAGUCUGGGGGAGCAGGCAGGCUGCAUGGAGCACCGCUCAAACCAGGGAGAGUUCUGUGCUCAGAACACAGGUACACACGCACUAAAACACACAUGCUCUACCAACUGAGUCACAUAGUUGCAUGGUUAUAACGUGGGGACUGUGUUGGUCUCUCUCCAGGUCCUGGUUAUAACCUGGGGACUGUGUUGGUCUCUCUCCAGGUCCUGGUUAUAACCUGGGGACUGUGUUGGUCUCUCUACAGGUCCUGGUUAUAACGUGGGGACUGUGUUGGUCUCUCUCCAGGUCCUGGUUAUAACCUGGGGACUGUGUUGGUCUCUCUCCAGGUCCUGGUUAUAACCUGGGGACUGUGUUGGUCUCUCUCCAGGUCCUGGUUAUAACCUGGGGACUGUGUUGGUCUCUCUCCAGGUCCUGGUUAUAACGUGGGGACUGUGUUGGUCUCUCUCCAGGUCCUGGUUAUAACCUGGGGACUGUGUUGGUCUCUCUCCAGGUCCUGGUUAUAACGUGGAGACUGUGUUGGUCUCUCUCCAGGUCCUGGUUAUAACCUGGGGACUGUGUUGGUCUCUCUCCAGGUCCUGGUUAUAACGUGGAGACUGUGUUGGUCUCUCUCCAGGUCCUGGUUAUAACCUGGGGACUGUGUUGGUCUCUCUCCAGGUCCUGGUUAUAACGUGGGACUGUGUUGGUCUCUCUCCAGGUCCUGGUUAUAACCUGGGGACUGUGUUGGUCUCUCUCCAGGUCCUGGUUAUAACGUGGGGACUGUGUUGGUCUCUCUCCAGGUCCUGGUUAUAACCUGGGGACUGUGUUGGUCUCUCUCCAGGUCCUGGUUAUAACGUGGGGACUGUGUUGGUCUCUCUCCAGGUCCCGGUUAUAACGUGGGGACUGUGUUGGUCUCUCUCCAGGUCCUGGUUAUAACCUGGGGACUGUGUUGGUCUCUCUCCAGGUCCUGGUUAUAACGUGGGGACUGUGUUGGUCUCUCUCCAGGUCCUGGUUAUAACCUGGGGACUGUGUUGGUCUCUCUCCAGGUCCAGCUUUCAUCACCACCAUGGAGUUUGGUAAAGGAAGAACAAAGCAUGACAUCUUUGGAGCACCUCUGGACCCUGGGUAUGCUGCAUUAUAAAUGCUUUAUGACUGUUUAUAAGGAGCAAUGAGCUGUUAUGAAGGCUUAUAGCAAGUUGUACAAUGCUCUAUUACACCUGUCUACUCACAUAGGAUAUGGGGACGAAUCAGAUUCAAGGAACCUGUGGUACACACAGUGUCUUCAGAAAGUAUUCACACCCCUUUGACUUUUUCCACAUUUUGUUGUUACAGCCUGAAUUUAAAAUGGAUUACAUUUAGAUUUUUUUUGUCACUAGCCUACACACAAUAACCCAUAAUGUCAAAGUGGAAUUAUGUUUGACAUUUUUACAAAUGAAUUCAAAUGAAAAGCUUAAAAUGUCUCGAGUCAAUACGUAUUCAACCCCUUUGUUAUGUCAAACCUAAACAAGUUAAAGAGUAACAAUGUGCUUUAACAAGUUACAUAUAAAGAUACAACGACUCACUCUGUGUGCAAUAAUACUUUUUAACAUGAUUUUUGAAUAACUAUCUAAUUUCUGUACCCCACACAUACAAUUACCUGUAAGGUCCCUCAGUCGAGCAGUGAAUUUCAAACACAGAUUCAAUCACAAAGACCAGGGAGGUUUUCCAAUGCCUCGCAAAGAAGGGCACCUAUUGGUAGAUGGGAACAAAAUUAAAAAGCAGACAUUAAAUAUCCCUUAGAGCAUGGUGAAGUUAUUAAUUACACUUUGGAUGGUGUAUCAAUACACCCAGUCACUACAAAGAUACAGGUGUCCUUCCUAACUCAGUUGCCGGAGAGGAAGGAAACUACUCAGGGAUUUCACCAUUAGCCACUGCUGACUUUAAAACAGGUUAGAGUUUAACGGCUGUGAUAGGAGAAAACUGAGGAUCGAUCAACAACAUUGUAGUUACUCCACAAUACUAACCUAAUUGACAGAGUGAAAAGAAGGAAGCUUGUACAGAAUACAAAUAUUCCAAAACAUGCAUCCUGUUUGCAACAAAGUAAUACUGCAAAAAAUGUGGGAAAGCAAUUAACUUUUAGUCCUGAAUACAAUGUGUUAUGUUUGGGACAAAUCCAAUACAUUACUGAGUACCACUCUCCAUAUGUUACCACUCUCUGCAUCAUGUUAUGGGUAUGCUUGUAAUUGUUAAGUACUGGGGAGUUUUUCAGGAUAAAAAAUUAACGGAAUGGAGCUAAGCAGAGGCAAAAUCCUAGAGGAAAAACGUGGUUCAGUCUGCUUUCCACCAGACACUGGGAGAUUCAUUCACCUUUAAGCAGGACAAUAACCUAAAACACAAGGAUAAAUCUACACUGGAGUUGCUUUCCAAGAAGACAGUGAAUGUUCCCCAGUGGCUGCGUUACAGUUUUGACUUAAAUCUACGGUAAGAACUGAAAAUGGUUGUCUAGCAACGAUCAACAACUGAUUUGACAGAGCUUGAAGAAAUAAUAAAUGGCCAAAUGUGUAUUGACUCAGGGGUGUGAAUACGUAUGUAAAUGAGAUAUUUCUGUAUUUAAUUUUCAAUGAAUGUGCAAACAUUUCUAAAAACAUGUUACACUUGAUCAUUAUGGGGUAUUGUGUGUAGAUUAGUGAAAGAAAAAAAAUAAAUGUAACCCAUUUUGAAUUCAAGCUGUAACACAACAGAAUGUGGAAUAAGUCAAGGGGUAUGAAUACUUUCUGAAGGCACUGUAACUUUUUAGUUCAAAGGAACCUGUGGUAAAAGAAAGGGUGCCAUUUGUAUCACAGGGAGGAAAUCUCUCCUUUAAGAAAUGAACUGUAAGGGCUCCAUAUGAAGUACAACAGGAUGUUGUUGGAGAUAAAAGCCAUGCUUUGUGGGGGACUUUUUAUCUUGGCAUGAGGUGAAGCAGAGAAUAAUUGUCAGAUGAAGAUAUACAGUGCAUUUGGAAAGUGUUCAGACCCCUUGACUUUUUCCACAUUUUGUUAAAUUAGAGCCUUAUUCUAAAAUUGAUUAAAUUGUUUUUUCCCCUCAUCAAUCCACACACAACACCCCAUAAUGACAAAGCAAAAACAGAUUUUUAGAAAUUUUUGCAAAUGUACAUAAGUAUUCAGACCCUUUACUAAGUACUUUGUUGAAGCACCUUUGGCAGUGAUUAGAGCCUUGAGUCUUCUUGGGUAUGACGCUACAAGCUUGGCAGACCUGUAUUUGGGGAGUUUCUCCCAUUCUUCUCUGCAGAUUAUCUCAAGCUCUGUCAGGUUGGAUGGGGAGGUUGCUCCAGAGAUGUUUGGAUCAUCAAGGAUCUCUCUGUACUUUGUCAGAGUGAUUUCUAAAAAAAUCAAUUGAUUAGGAUCUAUGCUCUGUCAGAGUGAAAAAACAACAAUUUAAUCUAUUUUAGAAUAAGGCUGUAAUGUAACAAAACAUGGAAAAAGUGAAGGGGUCUGAAUACUUUCCGAACACACUGUCUUUAGUUCAAAGGAACCUGUGGUACACACAGUUGAAGUCGGAAGUUUGCAUACACCUUAGCCAAAUACAUUUAAACUAAGUUUUUCACAAUUUCUGACAUUUAAUCCUAGUAAAAACUUCCCUUCUUAGGUCAGUUAGGAUCACCACUUUAUUUUAAGAAUGUGAAAUGUCAGAAUAAUAGUAGAGAUAAUGAUUUAUUUCAGCUUUUAUUUCUUUCAUCACAUUCCUAGUGGGUCAGAAGUUUACAUACACUCAAUUAGUAUUAGGUAGCAUUGCCUUUAAAUUGUUCAACUUGGGUCAAACGUUUUGGGGUAGCCUUCCACAAGCUUCCCACAAUAAAUUGGGUGAAUUUUGUCCCAUUCCUCCUGACAUAGCUGGUGUAACUGAGUCAGGUUUGUAGGCCUCCUUGCUCAUACACGCUUUUUCAGUUCUGCCCACACAAUUUCUAUAGGAUUGAGGUCAGGGCUUUGUGAUGGCCACUCCAAUACCUUGACUUUGUUGUCCUUAAGCCAUUUUGCCACACCUUUGGAAGUAUGCUUGGGGUCUAUGUCCAUUUGGAAGGACCCAUUUGCAACCAAAAUUUAACUUCCUGACUGAUGUCUUGAGAUGUUGCUUCAAUAUAUCCACAUAAUUUUCCUUUCUCAUGAUGCCAUCUAUUUUGUGAAGUGCACCAGUCCCUCCUGCAGCAAAGCACCCGCACAGCAUGAUGCUGCCAUCCCCAUAUUUCACUGUUGGGAUGGUGUUCUUCGGCUUGCAAUCGACCCCCCUUUUCCUCCAAACAUAACGAUGGUCAUUAUGGCCAAACAGUUCUAUUUUUGUUUCAUCAGACCAGAGGACAUUUCUCCAAAAAGUACGAUCUUUGUCCCCAUGUGCAGUUGCAAACCGUAGUCUGGCUUUUUUAUGGCGGUUUUGGAGCAGUGGCUUCUUCCUUGCUGAGCUGCAUUUCAGGUUAUGUCGAUAUAGGACUUGUUUUACUGUGGAUAUAGAUACAUUUGUACCUGUUUCCUCCAGCAUCUUCACAAGGUCCUUUGCUGUUGUUCUGGGAUUGAUUUGCACUUUUCACACCAAAGUACGUUCAUUUCUAGGAGACAGAACGUGUUUCCUUCCUGAGCGGUAUGACGGCUGCGUGGUCCCAUGCUGUUUAUACUUGCGUACUAUUGUUUGUACAGAUGAACGUGGUACCUUUAGGCGUUUGGAAAUUGCUCCCAAGGAUGAACCAGACUUGUGGAGGUCUACAAUUUUGUUUCUGAGGUCUUGGCUGAUUUAUUUUGAUUUUCCCAGGAUGUCAAGCAAAGAGGCACUGAGUUUGAAGGUAGGCUUUGAAAUACAGCCACAGGUACACCUCCAAUUGACUCAAAUGAUGUCAAAUAGCCCAUUAGAAGCUUCUAAAGCCAUGACAUAAUUUUCUGGAAUUUUCCAAGCUGUUUAAAGGCACAGUCAACUUGGUGUAUGUAAACUUCUGACCCACUGGAAUUGUGAUACAGUGAAUUAUAAGUGAAAUAAUCUGUCUGCAAACAAUUGUUGGAAAAAUGACUUGUGUCAUGCACAAAGUAACCGACUUGCCAAAACUAUAGUUUGUUAACAAAGAAUUUGUGGAGUGGUUGAAAAACGAGUUUUAAUGACUCCAAGCUAAGUGUAUGUAAACUUCCGACUUCAACUGUACCUCUUUAGUUCAAAAGGUUUCAACAAUCUUUCUGGUUCGAAAUGUGAGCCUUUGCCACCACGGCACACUCGCGACAUCAUCACAGCAAAAACAGAUUUUCUACAGCCCAAAUGAAGUGUUUACUGACCAGGAUAUCUAGAUCGCACGCGCGCACACUUGUACUCAUCAGGUAUGAAACAUGAAUGACAUCACAUGUACAAAGGAUCUGGACUACAAUGGCCCAAGUUGCUCUGAACACACACACACCCCAUCUGAAACGGGAAGUCCCAGCUCCCUCGUGCGCCCCUGUAAUUCAUUAUUCAAUCCAAUAACUUUUGUUGCAUCUAAAAUGGCACCCUAUGGGCCCUGGUCAAAAGUAGUACACUAUAUAGGGUAUAGGGUGCCAUUUGGGACGUACACUGUGUGGAAUGGUACAUAUGAUAUUUCAAAACCCUCCUCUGUCAGGUUCUGUAUGGAGUACAAGAUGGAGUCUCUGACUCCUCACUGUACGGUGGAGAACCGGCCACACACCCGCUGGACGCAGUACCUACGGGAGGGCUACAUCGUGUGUGUGGCCUGCCAAGCCCCCGCCAUGCGUAACCAUAGCGACAGCUGCCAGGGAGACGGACAAGAAUACAAUAGGUACGGAGUCACUCACGGAUCAUUUUAAAGACGUUUGCCUACUAUAAAUAAAGUCAUGUAAGCCCUGUUCCAGCCAGAACGGCCAUGUAGUGUAGAUUCUGUAGUUAGGCUUUGAUGUACAACCCCUGGAAAUGACGCUAGUUGAUUUAUCAUACAGGCACAUUAUUGAUGAAUGACAAAUGCAAGUUCAAUGUGUAGACUUAUACGAUGGUACGGUAUUCUUAGUUUGCGGUAACAUUUAACUGGAGCACAAGCUUAGCGAAACAGUUGCAUGGAUGAAGACUAGUCUAGUCAGGGAUGGGAUACGUUUCUGUUUUUAAACUGAAACGUGAAAGAGGUUUCACACACAGUAGUUGAGUUGUCGUCAGUGUUCUGUUUGUGGCGCUACUGUAGCCUUGACCCCCCACCUCUCCUGUCAGAACAGCGGCAUCUCCAAGCCUCUUCCUUUAACCCUGUGUAUCAUGGUCUGCCUCCACCAAGCCAUUGCUAUUAGCUUUGUAGCAAGCAGUGAAAGAGUAUAGAAAAAAGUUCUGAUAAGGAAAAUGAAAACAGGUGUUUCUUAACGGACAAGUGUGUACUGUGAACCACACUAACCUAUGUCCUGUGAGGAGCUGCUCCAUUGGCAGGCUGUGAGCCACACUAACCUAUGUCCUGUGUGUGUUGCAGUGAGGAGCUGCUCCAUUGGCAGGCUGUGAGCCACACUAACCUAUGUCCUGUGUGUGUUGCAGUGAGGAGCUGCUCCAUUGGCAGGCUGUGGGGAACUCUCGCUGUCGAGGAACAUGGAAGAAGGUCCAGAGAACUGCGUACUGCUCCUGUCCCCACGUCCACAGCUUCCUCUUCAUAUAAACACUCAGCCUCAGUCCCGACUGGCACCCUAUUCCCUAUAUAUAUAUAUAGUGCACUGCUUUUGACCAGAGUCAAAAAAAAGUAUCCUUGUCCUAGAGAGAUUUACAUGGUUAUCAAAAACGUAACGACGGGGUUAGCCUACAUGAAACACAGCCCUUAUUUUAAGUGUUUCUAAAAAUCCCCAAUGGGAAAAAAAUGAAUGGUGAAAAAAACCGAUUGAUACCAUUUCCCCGUUUGCCGCUAGGUUUUAUGGGUAUUAUGACUGGGACUCUACAGGGCUCUGGUAGUGCACUGUAUGUAGGGAACAGGGUGACAUUUCAGACUCAGCAAGUCGUAUGCACGCCAAAACAACACAAAAUCAAAGUUAUACAUCUUUGUUUAAUGAAAUCAGUAUAUAACAUCUAUGUUGUAAGAACAUUUGAGUGACUUUUCAAUAUGCACAGACAACCACAUGACAUUCCACAAAUGAUAGAUUGAACUAAUUUACUAUUUACAUAAUGCUGCUUUGUAUUGUCACUCUUAAAAGGCUGUGUGAGAUAUUAAAUAAAACCAUGAAAGACAUUUAACAAUGUUUUUUUUUUCUUCAUUUUUAUCAAACAUUUAGUUUGAUGGUGUUAAGCUUUGUGUGUUUUAGUUAUUGAUAGUUAGAAGCUAUUGAUAAGUUAAGAGGUAUAAAUCGUUUUGUAAAAAUGUGAAUCUACAAGUUUUUAAACUGUGCUUGUCCACAGCAGGAUAAAUAGCUACCUCUGCUGGUUACUGGUAGUAAUAACAUGAUCACAACAGCAAUUUCCUCCACAAUACGCAUUUGCAUUGAAGCGGUGUGUUAAAGGCCGGGAUUCAAUCCGAUCGCAGGUUGUAGACAGUGCAGCUUUUCAAUGACAAGGUUCUCGUGUUUGUGGAGAUCGCAUUCAUGGUAAAACCCUGCGUAUGUCAGCUCAACUGGAAAUCACCUUAAUCGGAUUGAAUGUCAGUUACAGCUACACCAUCUCUCACACUCAAAGUGGCAGCUCUGGAAAUACAAGGACCCAGAAGCAAAAACUAUAAUUCCUUCUAUAACCAGGGGAUUUGAACAAUACAUCCAACAAUAGAGUAGAUAGACCCCCUGAGUUCAGAACAGACCACAAGACUAAGGCUCAGACCCAAAUGUCACCCUAUUUCCUAUACAGAGGCCCCAUAGGGCUCUGGUCAAAUGUAGUGCACUUCUUAGGGAAUAUAGGGAGUCAUUUGGGACACACCCUUAGUUUUACUUAGUAUGUGUUGACUUUAAGACUUCUUGAGGACCCUCCAGCGGUCUUUGAGUUGAACCUCUGCGCGAUCCUGGAAGUCGUGUUCCGGGAGGAUGCGUGACCACUUCCCCUCCCCGUGGCGCUUCACUCCCACCUUCAGCGCAACGUCCAGACCCCACGGCCACUUCUACACAGAAAGCAGUAGGGUUCUACACAUUAAAGGGGCAAUCUGCGAUUGGUACAUCCAUUUUGGACUUUUAAAUUAACUAUAGCCAUUGAUACUUGAAGAAUAUAACUUAUAAAUGCCUCAUGAGCUUAAUUUAACUGUCUUACGCCAUCAGAACCAUAAAUAUAAACUUGUUUUAAUCCAUUGUUUGUAAACAUUUCAUUUAUUUGGAUAAUUACUAAGAUGUACUCUCAUCAGUGAAACUGUCAGUAUGCUAGUUGACCUAUCCCGUGAGUCUUCCUGGUUGUAGUGCUGUCAGUGUGCUAGUUGACCUAUCCCGUGAGUCUUCCUGGUUGUAGUGCUGUCAGUGUGCUAGUUGACCUAUCCUGUGAGUCUUCCUGGUUCUAGUGCUGUCAGUAUGCUAGUUUACCUAUCCUGUGAGUCUUCCUGGUUCUAGUGCUGUCAGUAUGCUAGUUGACCUAUCCUGUGAGUAUUCCUGGUUCUAGUGCUGUCAGUAUGCUAGUUGACCUAUCCUGUGAGUCUUCCUGGUUGUAGUGCUGUCAGUAUGCUAGUUGACCUAUCCCGUGAGUCUUCCUGGUUCUGGUGCUGCCAGUGGUGUUCAGAGUUGUGUUGCUAAGAGUCUUGGUGUUCAGGGUCGUCUCAGAUGAGGCUCCUCGGUAG